Molecule: messenger RNA, 1945 nt
Organism: Benincasa hispida (wax gourd)
Lineage: Eukaryota; Viridiplantae; Streptophyta; Magnoliopsida; Cucurbitales; Cucurbitaceae
Source: RefSeq, a predicted model, not a curated record
UGCUGAUCAUUAUUUAAUCCUUGUUCUUUGUUUACUAUGAUUUUGGGGGUUCUAUUCUCUAUUAUUGUACAAGGACUACUCUGCUCAGUUACUGUUGUAUAUCUUUGCUGAGGACACGAUACUGAUAAUGGUGCCUUGAACAUUUGACUUGAGAAUUACUACAACGCUGCCUCAUGGAGGAUCUUCACGUAAGUUCUUCUCUUUAAUAACAGGAUAUCUUCUGAUCUUUUGCUAGCUUUUCUAUUCAAAACUUAUGUUUAAAUUGGAAUGCCUUUAUUUUUCAUGAUUAAGUCUUAUGUACUUUGGCUUUAGGUUUGAUUCUGAUUUUGGUUACAUCAUGUUGUAAUUUGAUUUCUCAUCUUUUCUUGUAUUUUGAGCAUUAGACUCUUUGCAUUGAUGAAUGGUUUUUUUUUUCUUUUUUUGAAGAAUCAUAAUGAAAGGUUUGGUUUCCUUUUUAAAUAAUAAUAAUAAUAAGACAUCUUCUGAGAUAAUGAACAUGAUUUUCCUUGUUUAUUGAACAUCUGGAUGGAUGUGAUUGAGAGUCCAAGAUAUAAUGAAUACUCAUGUUCGAUUACCGGCAGAAGCCAUUUUUUCUUUCCAACUUUUUAUGUGAAUGACCAUUGAAGGAAGGACAGGAUAUGGAGCAACAAUAAUAUUUCAGUGAUUUUGGAAAGGAAAGGCUAUCAAAUUCUUAUCAGGUUAUAUGUUUGUAAUGAUUCUCAUCUUCUCUUAAUAGAUUACCUGCGAGCUGUGGCUUCCUUUAUGUGAAACCUGGCUCCACUCAUCGCUUCCUCUAUUUAUUUAUUUAUUUGGAUAUUAACAGCAUCUACAGUUUUUUCUAUUUGAAAACAGUCAUCCAUGUUUUUCUUUUUUGUUUUAUUUACUGAUGCCAUCUACUCUUAUAAAUGCUACACGUAUGCUUUUUAAUUGUGAACAUGUAUUGAUAUGGCAGAAUUCAUAUAUAACCCUUUUAUUCAAUUAUCAGUGCCCUUGAUAAGAUAACAAGGGGCGACAUAUUAACAAGAGAAGAACGUGUAAAAACCUGUAUUUGUUUGUUUGUCUGUCUGUUUUUUCUCCAUAUCAAGACAUAUCAUUCAUAUUGCCUCUGUAUUGACUCAAAUAAUGUACUACAAGCUAUCCAUAAAGUUGCAUAACACGCAUAUGAGUUUACUUUCUAAGUUAUUUGUCGUAUUACAACCACUUACAUAUAUUAUUUCAUUAACUCUAGGCCUCCGGCAAUAACCAUGUGCCAAUAAAUAUUCAUACUUCACUGUGGUCGAUUUUAUGUUUGAUAAGUUCUUCUGAUUGUAGAUAGUUGACAAAAGCUGGUGGAGGAUGAUUCAAACUAUUUUCUUGCCUAUGUGGAAGGUUUUCCUAAUCGUCACUUCAGGGGAAUUAUAUCAUUUACUUGCAACAGUUCACAAAGGAAAAAAGGUAAACAUCAGAAUAUGUAUUCAAAGACGAAAAAGGGGAAUUCUAAGCUAUUAUCUCUUCCUUGGUUGGUGCUUCCAAGUUCACACAUGGCAUGUGGAUGAUGAUGCCUCUUGGCCUUUAUCCCCUUUGGCUUUGCAUAUGAUAAGUCAAAGUUGGUCGCAUCGGAGUUGCUCAUAUGAACUCGUCGUGUCGGAGAAGAAGAAGACGACGUACAGAGGAAGAUUUUCACACCAAAGAAGAAGUGGAAAAAGAAAAAAGAAAGGCAAUAAUGUAACUUCACGUGGUCAUAACAUCAGCAAAGGGGCAUUUGACAUUUUUUUUCAAAAAUGAGAUCAUUUACUAUUUUGGGCCUUUAAAAUAGGUCUUUUGAGCAAUUAAUCCCAAAAGAAAAUAAGAUAAAAAAAUAAUAAAACGAAGAUCAAUAUUAUUUUUGAGAGUUCUGUGAUUAAAAUGGAAUAAAUUUAAAAAUUCAGAAACCAAAUUAAAAUUUAAAUCUGCCAUCUAUAAUAGC